AUGCCAGCUAAAAAAGGCAUCGUAGCUGCUGGUGCAACUACAACAUCAGGUGCAACGAAAACAGGCAGCACUGCUACUGGCCGUGUGAAAAAAGGUGGAAAAGAUAAAACAAAGAAUGUAAUGCGUGAUUUACGUAUAAGAAAAUUAUGCUUAAAUAUUUGUGUUGGUGAAAGUGGUGAUCGUUUAACACGUGCCAGCAAAGUAUUAGAACAGUUAACCGGUCAAACUCCUGUCUUUUCCAAAGCCAGAUAUACUGUUCGUUCAUUUGGUAUCCGUCGUAAUGAAAAAAUUGGUGUUUUUGCUACUGUACGUGGUGAAAAAGCUAAAGAAAUAUUAGAAAAAGGUUUAAAAGUGAAAGAAUAUGAAUUGCACAAAGGAAAUUUCAGUGAGAUGGGAAAUUUUGGUUUUGGCAUUCAAGAACAUAUUGAUUUGGGUAUUAAAUAUGAUCCAUCAAUCGGUAUCUAUGGUAUGGAUUUUUAUGUUGUUAUGGGUCGAGCUGGUUUUGAUAUUGCGUACAGAAAACAUAAAAAAUCACGUGUCGGUGCUUCACAUCGUAUUACAAGAGAUGAAGCAAUCAAAUGGUUUCAACAAACUUAUGAGGGUGUCAUCAUGCCAGGUGGAAAAGUAAAAUCAAAAACUGGAAAAUUUUCAAUUUGGGCUAGUAGAUUAUUAUUUUCUGGUGUAUUUUUGUUAAAUACGUUGAACAGUGCAUUAGCGAUUGUCUGUGUUGUAGGACGAUAUAGACAAUGUUUGGAUUUUUCGAUGACUGUCCAUUUUUAUCAUUUUCUAGCAUCUUGGUAUUAUAAUGGUUAUAUUCCAUGGACAUUUGACUGGUAUAUGACACAGUUUUUAUGUGUUGUUAUUAUGACUAUAUUGGCAGAACAGUUAUCGAAAAUAUAUGAAUUACGUUCUAUUCAAUUAUCGCCAAGUGUAGAUAUAGUGAUGAAUGAGACAGAAGAGAUUGUAUUACCAGGAGACACGUCAAAAGCGAGGUCAAUUUAUUCACGUGUAUGUGUCUAUUGUGCAUCAAGUUCAGUAUGUGAUAAAAAAUAUUACGAAAAUGGGAGAUAUUUGGGAGAAAGAUUAGCUAUGUUAGGAAAGACAAUUGUCUAUGGUGGAGCGAAGGAGGGCGUUAUGGGUGCGCUGGCUGAUGGUGCACUAUCGAUGAAUGGGAAAGUCAUUGGAUAUAUUCCAAACUUUAUGAUCACAAAUGAAAUUGAACAUAUAGGUUUAACUGAAUUACAUCGUGUUGAGUCGAUGCAUAUAAGAAAACAUAGCAUGAUGAUGUCGUCAGAUGCCAUUAUUGCUUUACCAGGUGGUAGCGGAACAUUAGAAGAAUUAAUAGAAGCAAUAACUUGGAGGCGACUCGGCCUCAUUCAUUCAUUAAUAAUUAUUAUUAAUCUUGAUGGUUUCUAUGAUCCGUUAGUUGAAUUAUUAAACCGCAUGGUAGAAGAACGGUUUAUGACAAAAGAUUGUAAACAACUAUGGACUGUAGUUAAAACCGUCGACGAAACCAUCGAUAUAUUGGAGGAUGCACACAUUAUGUCUGUUCCAUUACGUGAAUUUGUUCAUAGAAUUGCAUAUUGUUCAGAGAAGGCAGCAUGCAAUGAGAAAAGUAAACAUUUUGAUGUUGAUUAUAAAACAAUUGCUGAUGUUUUAAUUCAAGAAGUGGUUAAAUACGAUUUAAAACAACUGUAUCCAACCCUUGAGGAAAGAAUAUACGGUGAAGAAGAUGGUUCAAUUCAAAUCCAGGAUGAAAAAUUUCGCAUAGAUGUAUCGGGUUCCAUAGAACAAACUCUUGAAUUAUUGCAAAAAUUGUUCAAAAUCAAAUGUGAAACAAUGAACGAUUUGGCGAAACUUAUUUCAUGUAAAAAUAUCGCAACCAUUCCGAAAUUAUCAUUCGAUAAAAUUCCUGAAACAACAACAAUUGAUUUGAUUAAUGUUGGUGUAUGGAUAGAUCCAAUUGAUGGAACGCAUCAGUACAUUAGUGGAGUAGAUGGAUUGAUUUGUCCCAUAACAGGAAUAAAUAUUGAUGGCUUGCCCACAGCCAUGGUGCUGAUAGGUAUUUUCGAUGUUUCAACAGGAGAGGCUAUUAUUGGCAUUGUUAAUAAAGUAUUUCACCAAAAAUUAUCUGACAAUAGUUGGCAAGGAUUAGUUUAUUGGGGAACAUCGUAUCAAAAGAAAAAUUAUAAUAAUAUAUCAGAAGUUCACCAACAAUUGACCAAUAAAGAACCGCAAAAGCGAACAAUUAUUUAUGGAACUGUGAACAACCAUUCAUUUACAAAUUUAUUUAAUGAUUGGAACAAAAUAGAUGUGGCAGCGUGCGGUAAUAAAUUGAUGUGUGUUGCAUUGAAACAGGCUAACAUCUAUAUUUUAACAAAGUCAUCCGCAUUUUUUUGGGAUUUAUGUGCCCCACAUGCAAUUAUAAAGUCGAUGAAUGGUCAAGUAAUUGAUUUACAGAAAGCUGUAGAUCAAUAUGAAUUAUUGAAGACAUCAACAACACAAUCAGUUUUAAAUAUGACAGAUGUUGACUGGUUAAAAUAUCAAUUAGUUUAUAACAAGAUUUUAUCGAAAAAAUUUAAACCGACUGAAUGUUUAAUCGUACCAUUUAUCGCAUAUUCGAAUAUAAAAGAUUUACAAGAUACUUUAGAAAUUUUAGCUAAAAAUAAAAAUUUAAUACAGCCAGAAGAAGAAAAAUAA
This is a messenger RNA of Didymodactylos carnosus, 2700 nucleotides long. The record is from the annotation of a GenBank genome assembly. Lineage: Eukaryota; Metazoa; Rotifera; Eurotatoria; Philodinida; Philodinidae.